AAGGAACAAAUCGGCUUCGGAUAAUUGACGGAACGAUGAAGAAGACGACCGGUAAGAAGAGGCGUCUUCAAAAACCAGAGCCAUCGCCUGAUUCUUGCUUCAAUGGACCUCCAGCAAAAUCAAUCAGAACUGUUAAUGGCUUCAAUUUCUCAACAUCUGACCCGUAUCCGGCGCAUUCUUCGCCCACUUCGGACGAAUGUCUGUCCGUGAGGGACGAUCUGUUGAAUCUUCAUGGCUUCCCUCGAGAGUUUCUGAAGUAUCGGAAGGAGCGGGAGAGGCUGAGCGAGUGCUGCUCCAUCGUGGACGGCGGCCGCGGUGAGCACCGGGAUAAUGUGGAAUCGGAACCCGUUGAUGAGAAGGAGAGCGUUUUGGAUGGAUUGGUGAGGACUGUGCUCUCGCAGAACACUACGGAGGCUAAUUCUGAGAGGGCUUUCUCUUCUCUCAAGUCUGCUUUUGCUACCUGGGAGGAUGUUCUUUCAGCUGAAUCCAAAUCCAUAGAGGAUGCCAUAAGAUGUGGAGGAUUAGCACCUACAAAAGCCUCUUGCAUAAAAAACAUAUUGAGUUCUUUGUCGAAGAGAAGAGGUAAACUAUGCUUGGAGUACUUGCACGGUUUAUCCGUCGAUGAAAUAAAGACAGAGCUGACGACUUUCAAAGGAAUUGGUCCCAAAACGGUGGCCUGUGUUUUGAUGUUCAAUCUUCAGAAAGAUGACUUUCCAGUAGACACCCAUGUCUUUGAGAUUGCGAAGUUCAUUGGUUGGGUUCCGGAUGAUGCGGACAGGAACAAAACAUAUCUUCAUCUCAACCAAAGGAUCCCAAAUCAUCUCAAAUUUGAUCUCAACUGUCUUCUUUACACUCAUGGCAAGCUCUGUUCGAAAUGUACGAAGAGAACAGGCGCCCGACAACGAAAGGGAUCUGAAGAACAGUCUUGUCCCUUGUUCAAGUACUCCAAGGAUACUUAAAUCUGUUAACAUUAAUGUAUUCACCAAGAGUUUGUGAAAGCCUCUAAUCCAUUUUUUUUUUAUCUUCUCUUUUGUUCCUACAUUGUAUGUAGUAAAGGCCGUGCUACAAUAUCUGCAAUUAAGGAUGCUUUUACUGUAAGUAAAGUGAUUCAUUGAAGGCCAA
Molecule: messenger RNA, 1122 nt
Organism: Benincasa hispida (wax gourd)
Lineage: Eukaryota; Viridiplantae; Streptophyta; Magnoliopsida; Cucurbitales; Cucurbitaceae
Product: DNA glycosylase superfamily protein
Biological process (GO): base-excision repair
Molecular function (GO): catalytic activity
Source: RefSeq, a predicted model, not a curated record